Athalia rosae (coleseed sawfly) is the source of this 820-nucleotide messenger RNA. RefSeq names its product peptidoglycan-recognition protein 2-like. Gene Ontology annotation, biological process: innate immune response; peptidoglycan catabolic process. Bases 91 to 678 code for a protein of 195 amino acids. Gene Ontology annotation, molecular function: peptidoglycan binding; N-acetylmuramoyl-L-alanine amidase activity; zinc ion binding. The transcript is spliced from 4 exons. The record is from RefSeq and is a predicted model, not a curated record. NCBI's taxonomy places the organism in Eukaryota, Metazoa, Arthropoda, Insecta, Hymenoptera, Athaliidae.
AUGAACGCUUUCAAUAUCACUUCGACUGACCAACAGCUAGCUAGUGUCUUUCAAUCGUUAACGUUAAUACGCGUGUAAAAGACAAAGCAAAUGAUGGAAAUCAAGGAAAUUUUUAGCUUUGUAUCAAUUUUGUGCAUUGUGACACAGAUUUCCGCAGAUGAGACGACUAGCCAGUGUCCAAAUAUCAUCAGUAGAAAUCAAUGGGGAGCGAGGCAAGCGGUGAGCGUUAAUUAUCUUAUAGUACCAAUACCGUACGUGGUCAUCCACCAUACAGCAGGUAGAAGUUGUACCCAGUUCAGUGAAUGCGCUCAGGCUGUUGCUGAUAUUCAAGCUCAACACAUGUCCGGGAAUGGUUGGCAUGACAUAGGAUAUACGUUUCUGAUAGGAGGAGAUGGUAAUGUUUACGAGGGUAGUGGCUGGACGCGUGAAGGAGCCCAUACGCUCGGUUACAACAAAAAAUCUGUUGGGAUUGCGUUUAUGGGUUCUUAUCAAGAUAAUAACGCGAGUCAAAGUAUGAUGGAUGCAGCUCAUAAGUUAAUUGCUUGUGGAAAAGAAAAAGGAGUUCUAAGAUCAAGCGUUCGUGUAAUCGGCGCGCGACAAGCCGGCGCAACAAUAAGUCCGGGUUUGGCAUUGUAUAAUCAAAUUCAAUCCUGGCCCGAAUGGGUCUCUGUACCUUAAAAAUUUUUCCAACGAGUGAGUGGAAUCGAAAUAUUUUUCAGCGGUCGAGUGACCGACAAUAUUUCUUCAUCGUAAUUCUGUGUUAUGAUGUAUGUACGUGAUAUUGUAACAAGGAUGAAAUAAAUGCAAAAUAAUCAAAGAA